Fulvia fulva is the source of this 522-nucleotide messenger RNA. RefSeq names its product V-type ATPase assembly factor PKR1. Gene Ontology annotation, cellular component: endoplasmic reticulum membrane. The coding region runs from base 1 to 522 and encodes 173 amino acids. Lineage: Eukaryota; Fungi; Ascomycota; Dothideomycetes; Mycosphaerellales; Mycosphaerellaceae. Gene Ontology annotation, biological process: vacuolar proton-transporting V-type ATPase complex assembly. The transcript has a single exon. The record is from RefSeq and is a predicted model, not a curated record.
AUGGCAGACUUCCUCGCCAACCUCUGGGAGUCCGUCUUCACCGCCGGUCCCACCCCAACCCUCCUCGUAGCAACCAACGUAACCUUCGGCGCUCUCCAAAUCCUCCUUGCCGGCCUCCUCUUCGCAACCUACAGCAUCCACUUCGCUAUCCUCUCAGUCCUGUCGGGCGGUCUCUGGUGGAGCACAAACUGGUUCGCGACAGAGUUACAGCAAGCACAAGCAAAAGAGGCCGAAGCAGAGCGUCUACGGCGGAGGCAGAAGCAAGAUGAGGCAGACGAUGAGGGAGAAGAUACCGAGGUGGAGGAUGCGGGGCGUAUGAAGGAGAGCUUUACGUUUGAGCCGACGAAGGGAGACGAGAAGAUACGGAAGGAGAUAUUGGAUGCCAUGGGAGCGGCGCCGGCGACUGGGUCGCAGGCUGUGCCGGGAGGUGUGCAGACUAGGCAGAGGAAAGUGGAGGAGGGAAAUGUCAGUGCGAGUGAGAUAAGUACGGACAGUGAGUGGGAGAAGGUUGAGGGACGGUGA